This is a messenger RNA of Vollenhovia emeryi, 6053 nucleotides long. Its product is annotated as DNA ligase 1-like. The record is from RefSeq and is a predicted model, not a curated record. The transcript has 5 exons. Lineage: Eukaryota; Metazoa; Arthropoda; Insecta; Hymenoptera; Formicidae. The coding region runs from base 277 to 1320 and encodes 347 amino acids.
GUAGUUGUCCGCGCGGCCGUCAGAGCGCGCGUAGCGCAUGCCGCGUUGCUGCUGAGUGAUCUGUUCGCGCGCCGCGCCGCGUCGUGUCAGCCGUCUGGUUCGCGCCGCUACGUCGCCGUCGCCGUCGCCGUUGGUUGACAACGCCGUUGUCAUCGCCGUCGCAGCAUCGUCCACCGCGGGUACGCGCCGCAGACGGGGUGCUGACCGGUGGCCAGCGCUCAUCGCCCGGAUCGCCCGCACCCCUCCCUCCCGCCGCACGCAACGUCGCGCGCCGCCAUGGAUCACAUCGGCCUGCUGCUGCAGCACUCGCAAUACGUGUACGCGAUCCCCGUGGGCAUCGUGCUGGUAUGCGCCAUUCUCGUGUUCGCCUUCGGCUUCAAGAAGGCCGAGCAGCCGCCGUUCGCGCAGCUCACCGCGGGCUCCGACGUGGAGCGGAGGCUCGCCAGGAAGCGCGGCAAGGUCCGCGAGAAGAAAGCUGCUAAUGGCCAAGUUGCAUCUGAAAAAACAAGCCCAGCUAAAAAGACAUUGGCGGCCAAAGCCGAAGCUCCUAAGAAGGCUGCCAAAGGAGAUGAGGCUGACGGUAAGUUAAAAGAGCGUAAGCAAGAGGACAACAAGAUCGUCGCCACCAAGAAAGAGAAGGAGCAGCCGUCGGCUAAGGCUGGCAAAGAGAACAAGGUGGAGCAGGCGAAGAACAAGAAGAAUUUGAAGAACUUGUUCCAGGAAAAACCGGUGGACUUUGACGAUGGAGAUUGGGAGCAAGCUUAUUCGCGCAAGGAUAAGAAGAACAAGAAAAAGGAGGAGGAGUCUCCUUCGAAGAAGAACAAGAAGACGUCCAAGAAGGCUGAUUUAAUAAACGAAGCCAAGCAGAAAGAACAGGACAAGCCCGAGGUCAAAGACAAGACCGCUAAGGAGACCGAGAAUAAGGAGCUCAAAGAGAAGGAGAAGAAGGAAGUGAUUCUUACGUCCAUUUCUGACGAGGAGAUAGGUAAAGCCAAGGAACCGCAGAAAGAAGAGCAGAGCAAGGUUGAGAAAGUCGAAAAGGAAGAGAAGAAGUCUGGAAAAUCGAAAAAGAGUAAGAAAGCUACCGAAGGCGAGAGCACACCCGCUUCGGUACCAUCUACACCAAAGACAGAUAAUAAGCCUGUUGUGGAGGAGCAGCAGAUAAAGCCGUUGAUUGCGGAAAAAAUAGCCAACAACGUGGAAGAAAAUAAAGUGGUGGAAAGCAAAGAGAAAAUCGCCGUGUUCGACGAGUUAGGAGACGUCUGGACAGAAGCGAAGCCUCAGAAGAAGAGUAAAAAAAAGGCUCGUAAGGAUAACUGAGGACGUGCAACGCUAAUGAUAUUGCUCCUUGCGAAAAGGAAUAGAGUGAGAUCCAAAGGGCGUUUGUCGCUUUCGACAAAUCAGGUGUGUUUCAAGUGACUUGCUGAUCGCCGCCUGACCAAAUCGUUCCUUUCCCCCCUUGUACAUAGUACCAAUCACACCUAGGUUGUUCAAUUGUGACUUUUUAGUUGUCAUGACGUCGAGAUCGCGUGAGAACGCCAUGUAGAAUGAAGAUUUUUUUUGUACGUUUUUCAUUUCUUGUUAUCCACACUAUCUUGCAUUUAAUAAGAGUGGCAUAAGUCAUAGUUUUCACCUUUACCAGGCAAUUCUUGUGCACACAUUGGGUUUCUUAGAUACCUUUAUAUAUGCCCAUAGUAGAGUAUUUUGUUUCGUAAUUGUAUAAUUAUAACUAUACACAGAUAUAGUUACAAUUAUCUCAUCAUAAAGUUUGUAAUAGUUCUGUAUCAUAAAGUUUUGUAAUGGUACUUAUGCCAUUUACAUUUUAUGUCUUUAUAGAUUGAUAAUCUUGCGAAGAAUAUUUUGUAUACUAUUCCAUACUAUUUCUACAUUAAGAACAACAAUUCUAUGCGCGUAUUGUAUAUCGCUGUUACUUAAACGCCGGUUCUCAUCGACAUCUCACAUUACAUUGUAUGUGUAUGAACGGUUGAAAGGCAAAAACAUAGAAAGUACGUUUCACGGUAAUAUUCAUAAUGCAGGACAAUCUUUGGAAGCGAUAAACUUAUAUUGCUGAUGUGUAGAAUGGGUUUUGAGAAAAUCAUAUUUUUCUACACGAUUAGUCGCGCUUAGUGACUGAUUAUUUUCUGCUUCGAACGCUCGAAAAUCCAUCUCGUAACAAUUAGUGUAUUUCCAUUUAGGUACAUCAGUAAUAUAAGUUUUAGGGAAGGAUAUAGAUAACGUUACGUAAAUUCAUGGCAGUAAAAGUCAUACAAAUGUGAUAACGAUGAUGAUUAACUUAAAUGGAUUCUGAUUUAUACAUGGAUGCACAUUGUGCAACAGAAUAUGUAUAUAUACACAUGUUGAAAUCGAGAGACAAAAUCUACGUUGAUAUAUCCUGCAGCGAUUCAUGGAUGAGAUGAUUUGUUGAUUAUUUAAUGUUGUACUUUAUGCCAGUGAAAAUUUAAUAACACGUGGGGAGUAGAGGAAAAUUCGGUAGAAAGCAGGGGAAAAUAACCCAAUAUUUUUACAGCAUAAGUAUUUGUAUCUAUAUGUAUAUUGUUAGGUAUAAUAUUACGAAGAAAUAUUGAUUUCUUGUUGAAUACUUUCAGAAGUUAAAAACAUAUAUUUGUAUUUUUAUCGUACAUCAUGACAGCUAACAGUUUUACUUGUAAACAUGAUAGCAGUGUUAACAUAUUGCUUUCGUGCAUUUUUGACUAUGUUCUUACAGUUACACUGUAAUUAAGACACAGGAAAUAUUACUAUGAUAAUUUUACAAUUAUUAUAUUUAUAGCUAAUAGAUCUUAUAAUCUCACGACUUCUUUUUCCUAAAAAAAAGCGAAGGUAGAAAAGAAAAUGCGAACGACCAAAAUGAUAUUUUUGUAUAUUUUUUUAAUGACAACUGAAUUUUUUUUGUAUCAGAUAUUAUCUCACAAUCGAUUUCCUUGAACAUUUAUCGUCGUGCGGAGAUAAUCGAGUAGUAACAUAGAAGAUCAAAUGCACAUCAAAAUUAUAGUUCAUGAACAAAUGCAGCCAUUCAUCUCUCAUGUCAUGCAGGAAGAUUAAUAGAUCAAUUUCUUUAGAAGUAAUCGACAAAAGAAUUAUAUUGUAUUUACUUUAUUAAUUCUUAUCAGAGUAUGUUAUCAAUAAGCCCUCUAUCGCUAUUAGGUGCUGAGCUCUGUAAGGCGAGCGCGGCACAUGAAUGUUAUACAUUGGAAAUAUCGGAGAAUUAAUUCCAGAUUUCUCUCAGAGAAUGUCCUAGCUUAUAUUUGAUCAGAAACAGAAAGAAUCUAUAUACAUAUAUACAAUAAGUAUGUAUGUAUAUGUAUAAAGGAUUACAAGAUUUGAUGUGAGUGAGCAAAUUAUUAUCGUUGUUGUACGUGACAACGUUUUAUUCUAAAUAAUUUACGAAUUAAGAGCUAUCUGUUAAAAAAUUGCGUAAAAUUAUUGUAUCGAUACUUUUAAGAGGAAGCGAAUGAGAGCGUGAGAUGAUAUGAUGAUGUAUGACAAUAUUGUGAUAAGAAUAUUAUACCUGAGCAUCGCUUGAAUGUUGCAAACUAAUGCUGAAUCACUCGUAGCUUUUAUGUGUGGAAGGGAAUCUUGGGGAGAAGUACCUAUCUUGAUCGAAUAGCCAUUCAUAUUUUGUAUACUGUACAUUAAUAUAUUCUCAUAAGUGCACGCAUACGAGAUGACUGUGCAAGACAAGGUUCUAGCGUUACUUUGGCAAAGGAAAUCCACAUUGUGGAGGACUGUCGCGUGGAAUUUAUAAAAAAGGGAGGAAAAGGGUCUAUAUAAUUAUUUAUAGAACAUAUUGAGCGAGCUUGAAUUAUAACAGAAACUAUCGUCACUCAUACAUCAAAUCGCUUGUAUCGACAGUACAUGUCCCGUGCCAAAAGCAAGCAUCAUCUCUCGUCUGGAUCAUGUUCGAGGCUGAAUUUCGUACAAUAAUUGGAUAUUAAAGGAAAUUUAGCGACGCUAUUUAUGGCCACCUUAUACGAUCAGGUCUUUCGUGAUCGAUAGUCGCAUGACUGCUUAUACAUUUCUUCUCACCGUGUGUAUCGCUUGACUCUUUGCGGCAAUAUAAUCGUCAAAGAAUGUCCAUUCAACGGUAAUUAGCGAUUGUCUGAGUAGCUGACCGAUUAGCUAUGUUAAUUUACAUAAUAGAAAUUAAGUUUGUUUCUUCGGAACCGCUAUAAAAUUAUUUUUUCGAGUCUCUGUGUACAAUAAAGCCGAACAUAUACAAGAUUUCGUGUAUCGCAGAGAGUUGAGGCGGCAGAUAAAGAUAUUACGAGCAGUAUGUAUUUUCACGCGAAAAUAUUAAGAUACUUGAUUCAACGAUAAUUAUAAAUCGCAAUUUGCUUUGUCGUCUAUUUAUGACAAGAUAAGUUGCACCAUCCGGAAGCCAUUACGACUGAAAAAGAUAAGUUGCACUUUGACGAGAAGCAUAAAAUUAACGGUUGUGGAAAAGUAUACUCGUGAAGCUUCGAGAGUGAUUUAUAGCGAAUUCGGUUACUUACACUAGUGCGCACUGAGUGCACACUAAUGCUUAAGGUUCGUCUUAAAUGUCCCUUGAAAUAUUUCUUAGCCAGUAAAAUGAUCUGUACACCAUCCGUACGGGUCACUUUUUUAGCCUAAUUAUUCUUUAAACAUGUAUACAUAUAAGACAAAGUUAAGUAUAUAAAAAAUUGACUGUGAACAAAUUUGGUGUGUACUCAGGGCGUACUAGUGCAAGCAACCGAAUUCGCUAUUAGAUAAUGCUGUUCGUAAUGAUCCAACCAAUUAGUUUAAUGAGCUAGUUCGCGGAGUACUUACAUUUGCGCGGAGAGAAAACCAAACAAGUGCCGUCUGAAGGGACGGCUUUCGAAUCGCGAAGGAGAAAUUAGCAUAUUUUUCUAAGUAUUGCUCCAAAUCGCCACGUCGUCUACAUACGGCAUUUGCGCCGAAUCGCCGUCGAAACGCGCCGGACGUGCACAUAUGUAUUUUGAAUACCACGCUUGUGCGCAUUCGACGUGUAUUCGAAAACGUGGAACAUCUGUUAGCGAGACUCGAGCGGGGAGAGCGGUGUUCUUUCCCGCGUGUAGGACACGACGAAGAUUUUCGCACGAGAAUCGGCUAAGUAGAAACGUGAGAGGGCGAGACGGGGAGGUGAACUGACUAUAAAAUUGAGGAAGUAUUAUAUUGCCACUGUACAUAUGUAUAUUAACGAGCAAUGUUCUUCUUAUUAAAUGUAUAUGUGCAAUGUUGCGUCGUACGGUUCACCGAUACGGACCCUGCGGCGGUAGGGAUCCAGAUUUUAGGGAUACUUUUUCCGAAGAAUCGAUCAGCGUCCGACAAUACGUGUACGAUCUAUUUAUUUUGAAAGUGACUCGAGUUAAAUCUCGCGAAUAGAUUUUAACAGGCCGGAAAUACCGUGGUGUAUAAUUAUAUAUAACUUUGUAAAAGAGAUUCUCACGGUUUUGACUCGUCUAACUUUCAAAAAAUAGGCAAAGCACAUCAGCAUCAUAUUAUAUAUCUAUAGUAUGCCGCGCAUUUUCCACAGGGCCGGUAAACGAUCUCUCGGUACGGUCCACGUAGCAUUCUGCAAAUGUACCUCUUCAAUUCGUGCAUCGAAGUAACGACAGCGCAAUUACGAUGGCCUAUUUUGGACUCGAUAUAGCUACAGGUUUGCGUUCUGUACGGCACACACACACACACAAGGACUCUGAUCGUAUUCGAAAUAUCGACUGUAACAUAAAGAUAAGAUAACAAGAGAGAAAGAGUAAAUGAAAAUACGACACGGCUGUGUCGAAUAUAUAUUAUAUAUGUAUAUGACAUAGAGUUACGCAUAUAAUUUAUUUUAUUCACUGAGGGAUUGCUGCGACAGCAUGUGACAAAUUAAUAAUAUAAAUUCAUGAUAUAUAUAAUAAAUAUUAUGUAUACAAUAUAAAAAAACAUACGUCGUAUAAAAUACGUGUGUUUCGAUUAACUUAAAUCUUAUCGUUAGCUUAUAUGAGCGUUAGAAUUAAGAAACCAAGAAAAUGUGACAAACGAAAUAUAUUUGCGUAUGAAGGUGUAGUAAA